AGUUCGCGAUCGGGUGGGUUCGGGACAACGACGCGCCGCGUCUCACAACGCAAUCAGACGAGUUCGCAACCGGAAGCGUCGCUGACACGCGUUGCAUGUUUCGUGCAUACUUCCGAUCGGCCAUCUUUUCUACUCUCGUGUGGAUUUUGUGAAGAGCCUGCAACGGAAUUGCCCCGCGUCUUGUUCUUCGAACGUCAAUUUGGAAAACGCUGAAAAAUGCCGGGUUUUAGCAGUGUUGGCACGUUCAAAAUCUUCAUUGGUAAUUUAGCCGAUAAGACCUCGAACGGAGACAUCAAGCCGCUGUUUGAGAAGUAUGGCAAAGUUGUGGAAUGCGAUGUGGUAAAGAAUUAUGGCUUUGUGCAUAUGGAAAAUGAGGAAGCUGGAAGGAAUGCGAUUCAAAAUCUGAAUGGACACAUGGUUCACGGACAGCCAAUAAAGUGUGAAGCGGCAAAGAGUCGUAAGGGUCCCAAUACUCCCACCACGAAAAUCUUCGUCGGUAAUCUUACAGAUAACACAAAGGCGCCGCAAGUACGGGAACUGUUCGCCAAGUAUGGCACGGUUGUCGAGUGUGACAUCGUACGAAACUACGGUUUUGUUCACCUCGAGGCCGCGGGCGACGUUAACGAGGCUAUCAAGGAGCUCAACGGACAGAUCGUGGAUGGACAGCCAAUGAAAGUGCAGAUUUCUACGAGCAGAGUGAGACAGAGGCCAGGAAUGGGCGAUCCGGAGCAAUGCUAUCGAUGUGGACGAGGCGGUCACUGGUCUAAAGAAUGUCCCAAGGGCGGAAUGGGAGGCGGUCCCGACAGAAAUGGAUAUAGGGACAGGAUGUUCGGACGUGAUCCUUAUCCGCCGCCUCCACCACCACCGUUCCUUCGGGACAGGCUCAUGGGUGGUGGCCGCUUUGGAGACUAUGAGAGCUACUACGACAGACGGGGCUUCGAGGACACCAGGGAUCUUUACGAAAGGCGGUUUACUGGUAUGACAGGGCCCGACAUGGGAAAUCCCAUGUGUGGGCCUGACUAUCCACCAAUGUCAAUGCCACCUGCAAGACGAGAUCCAAUGUCUCCUAUGCCUCCUCUAGGUAUGGGAUCCAUGCGUGACACUGGCUUCUCCCGUGGUAACGAGUACGGUAUGUUCAGCCGCCGAUCACCCCCUCCAAGUGGCAACAACGGCCGGUUCAGUAGAGGCAUGUACGAGGACUUCAGCCGAGAUUCGUUUGAAGAGCGUAGACCGGGAUUACGAGGGCCAUCGCCGUCGCGCCGGUUCGCACCAUACUAAAUCGUCGCGUCGGGCUCGGAUCGGUCUCUGUGUCGGUCGUCGGUCCGUCGGGUCUGUCUGUCGCUAGCAGGAAGCCUCGGAAAACGAGAUACAGUCUUGGCCGUCUUGCGAACUGCACGCGUGAAGAUCUGCCGCCCGCUCUACGUGAAAUAUGUGCUACCCUGCGAUCUGUUUAUACGAGCCAAAAAUCGGAGACAAAAAUAAUAAUAAUAAUAAUAAUAGAGCGACACCAAAACGAAAAUAUACAGCCAAGCCACACAAGUAGCGGAUACUCGCAGAAAAAUUUACGAGAAUUAUCUCACGAAAAAAUUUAUCCCCCCUCCCCCCUGUUUUGCCCGUCCUCGACUCCUCGAUCUUUCCGAGACUCUCUCGCUUAACCGAUUUUCCCUCGAUUUGUGUAUACCUCUCGUUGUUUUUGAACCGUUAUAUAUAAAUCUCUUUCUCUCUCUCUCCCUCUCCCUUUAUCUUCUCAACACCUUCUCUUAGAUCACACACUCCUUCGUUCUCGUUUUACAUUUGUACAAAGGAUCAGAAUUAGAGUUACCCUAAGAACUCGAUGUGUAGUGUAGCUCCACCGCGAAGACUCCUCGAUCCAGGUUCUCGAAACCAAAAUUUGUUUUUUGGUUUUUUUUUUUUUUGGUUUGCGACAAAAAAAAACAAAUUUUCACUUGAUGGAUCUCCUAUUUUUCAAGUUCGCAAACAACUUUUCACUCGAUUGAAGACGGAUUUAUCGACGUUCGACUUUUUAAAUCGCAACUUUUUCGAAAAAUGGAUUGGUCGAAUCGACGAGUGUUCCGGUGGAGAAUUUAUUCCGCGGCGACACGAUCACUGUUUCCGUGACGAUGACGCGUCAUACCGUGUCUUCUCCCAUCGUUUGUGCAGCGAUGGAAGAUCACGUGAGACUUGAAACGAUCAAUCUCGAAACAUCUCGGGACCGUCUUCGUUCUCACCCAUGGAGAACCGUGUGAAGAAGAGAAAAGGAAAGAGACAGUUUGUCGAAGUAUUUCGAGAAUGAAUCGUUAAAAAAAGUCUCAGCGAUCUUCCAGUCGCUGCCCAAAGUCUUUGCGCAACGCGAUAGGGACUCGUGUCGCGCGCGUACGCGUCACAUUUCGUCGCGAGAGACGUAUCGAGAGACGAAUUCUAACCGAUUUAUAGUGCGUAAGUAAGGCGUUCAAAUAUCGACAGAUUGUUCAUAAAGCUUGUUACCAAUCAUCAUCCCUCCCGCCCCCCCCGCGUACGACGAUUAUUGCGUGGUUGUACUACACGUACAACUCGUGAUUUUUAAAUCUGUAGAUCAGUCGAAGAACCGAGUUCUCUCUGUCGUCAUUGUUUUGCUGUGCCGAAUGAGUGUGAGAUCUUCCGCCGGAUCAUAGCGCCCAAAUCUUUAUUAUUGCCAGAUUCUUAUUACCGACGUAUAUAAUUCGUCGUCUGGAAUAAAAAAUUUAAAAAAAAAAAAAAAAAAAAAUGAAAUGCGAGAAUGAAUUGUACCAGGGAUGCGUCGCGGGAUUUGUUCGCGUUCAGACGAUUUUGUCCGCCUUCAUGUGUAUCUCGGUCGGAAUUGUUCACCAGAUCACUCCUUAUCGGCGAAAACAAACCGCGACACGGUCUCUACCGUGAAGGGUAAAAUUGAAAAAAAAUUAUGCGAAAAACUUGUAGUAUCUUCUGAGCGAGAACUUUAGCUUUAAUUUUCGAACGUACGAUUGAAAAGAAGACGAAAAACAAAUUGAGCGCAGAUCGUAUAUAUUUUCCGAGACGGUCGAAUCUACUGUCGUUUGGAUGAGCAAUAUCCUAUUAUUUUUUAAAUAGAUAUUUUGUAUAGAAAAAAACAAAACGUAUAAAUCUAUAUAGAUUAUUACUGAAGUUGCGGUUUCACAUUUAGUAGACAUUUAGUAUAUUCGCGAAAGAACGUAGGCGUCGUAUUUGCAAGAAAACGUGCGAAAUUUUUCUUUUUUCCCCUUUUCAAAAUGUAUAAUGGGAUUAAUGCGGGUUCGACCGUUUAGAAAAAUUUUCUCACUUCUUUCUCUCUCUCACACUCUCUCAGUAAAAAAAAGAAAAAAAAGAAAGAAUUAUAAAUUCGACGUAGGACCCGGUAGGAUGCGCCGAUUCUGUAUGGAAAAAAAACAAAAAAACAAAAAAAAAAUCCAAGUGACCGAACAUUUAUGCUUAGCGUAUAUAGUACCGUAAUCAUUUUAUUAACGUAGAA
Molecule: messenger RNA, 3481 nt
Organism: Pseudomyrmex gracilis
Lineage: Eukaryota; Metazoa; Arthropoda; Insecta; Hymenoptera; Formicidae
Gene: lark
Product: RNA-binding protein lark
Exons: 6
Coding region: 217-1278 (353 amino acids)
Cellular component (GO): cytosol
Molecular function (GO): mRNA binding; zinc ion binding
Source: RefSeq, a predicted model, not a curated record